Molecule: messenger RNA, 1677 nt
Organism: Ophidiomyces ophidiicola
Lineage: Eukaryota; Fungi; Ascomycota; Eurotiomycetes; Onygenales; Onygenaceae
Exons: 2
Coding region: 1-1677 (558 amino acids)
Biological process (GO): intracellular glucose homeostasis; glucose 6-phosphate metabolic process; glycolytic process
Cellular component (GO): mitochondrion; cytosol
Molecular function (GO): ATP binding; fructokinase activity; mannokinase activity
Source: RefSeq, a predicted model, not a curated record
AUGCUAGGCACCAGUUCAGAAGGGCAGAGCGGAAACGGCACGCCGUCCAUAAAGUCCUUUCUGGCUCCGCUGGCCUUGGACGAUGCAAACAUAUACGAAAUAUCGUACCGUUUAUCCAAGGUGUACCAGGAUUUAGCACGGACAGGAGAGGGUCACUUUUUCCCGACACCCGUUACUUAUUUGCCUACUGGCAAGGAGACAGGAUUUUUUCUUGCCAUCGACGUGGGUAUAACGAAUCUUCGUGUUGCUUUCAUUGAAUUGUUAGGAGAUACUUUGGAAGGCACACGCGACGGCACGUCGACGGCUGAGUCUUAUAUCGUUAAUAAUGCCAUUCCCAAAGUAUGGCAGAGACGGGUUAGAAGAACGUUAGAGAAAGCAUGGAGGAUUGAAGAGCAUUUGAAAGAGGAUCCAACGGACAAACUGUUUUCAUGGAUUGGGAGCUGUAUUGCGGAUGUCGUGACCGACGAGCUCAACUCGGGUCACUCAGAGUUCCCGGUGGAGUUGACGACAGGUCUAUCAUUCAGUCUACCCAUAAGACAGGAAUCACUUGGGGAAGCCACCCUGAUGCCAGUGGGCAAGGCAUUUUAUAUCAGCGAAGAUCUUGACCUGCGUCAGGCGUUGUUGGCUGGCUACGAGCGACACACAAAAUGGAUUGUCCCAGCAGAAGCGGCUAUAAGCGACCAGCAAACCCAUAGACUCCCAAAACUGAACAUUGUAGCCAUUGCCAAUGACACGGUAUCAACGCUGGUAUCCCUGGCAUAUUCAGUUAAGUCGUUGCCAAACACGCGGGUAGCCAUGGGCAUUGUCGUGGGAGCAGGGUGCAAUGCUACGGUCCUGAUGAAACUUGAAGAUCUCCAUGACUCGAAGGCUCAUCAAAUACGCUCUUAUAACGCAAGUGCAACAGAGGCUGUAAUCAAUACAGAAUGGACGCUGCAAGGCACUGAGUCCCCAUUCAAGGAGUUGGACGUGUUUACAAAGUGGGAUAUCGAACUUGAUUCCAAGACCCAUCGCCCCGGUUUUCAGCCGUUUGAAUAUUUGACAGGAGCUCGCUAUAUCGGUGAGCUCGUUCGUCUUAUCGUUGUCGAUUACUUCGUCAAUAUCAUUGGCACAUCCCAUGAUAGCCUCCCAGAAUCGCUGAUUACUCCGUAUGCACUCACCACAGCAUUUGUCUCCGACGUCAUCGCCACAUCACGCUCAGACACCGCUUUGGCCUCAAGUUUGAAAGCCCACCUUUCUCCUCCUGAGUCUAGUACUUGGGUUUGGACACCCGAAUUUGCCAAUGUGGUUCGUAUCACCGCAUCUACGGUCCAGACGCGUUCUGCCGCCCUAAUUGCUGCUGCUUCUGUGGGACUUUUGGCCUGUAACCAUGAAGUCAAACUUUCUGACCCCGCAGUGUCAUGUCAGUCAAGUCAACUGUUUAUAGAAAAUUUGCAACAGCAAGAUGCCCUAUGCCCGACGUCUGGUUGGCAUAGCGGGCCGGAAGAACUUGUUAUUGCAUAUACAGGUGGUAUCAUCCAGCAUUACCCGAAUUUCAAAGAGAUGUGUCAGGUAUAUAUUGAUCGGUUGAUUAUGAAAGCAGGCCCGCAGGAGGAAGGGAAGAGCGUAUUGCUCAGAGAGGCUAGCGAUGGCUCGAUAAUUGGCGCUGGAGUGCUGGCUGGAAUGGUAUCCCAAAAAUGA